Neomonachus schauinslandi (Hawaiian monk seal) is the source of this 492-nucleotide messenger RNA. Its product is annotated as fatty acid-binding protein 5. Lineage: Eukaryota; Metazoa; Chordata; Mammalia; Carnivora; Phocidae. The record is from RefSeq and is a predicted model, not a curated record. Gene Ontology annotation, cellular component: nucleus; cytosol. Gene Ontology annotation, molecular function: fatty acid binding. The transcript has a single exon. Bases 6 to 413 code for a protein of 135 amino acids. Gene Ontology annotation, biological process: fatty acid transport.
CCACCAUGUCCACCAUUCAGCAGCUGGUAGGAAGAUGGCGCUUAGUGGAAAGCAAAGGCUUUGAUGAAUACAUGAAGGAAGUAGGAGUGGGAAUGGCUCUGCGAAAAGUGGGUGCAAUGGCCAAACCAGAUUGUAUCAUCUCUUCUGAUGGCAAAAACCUCACCAUAAAAACUGAGAGCACUUUGAAAACAACACAGUUUUCAUGUAACCUGGGAGAGAAGUUUGAAGAAACUACAGCUGAUGGCAGAAAAACUGAGACUGUCUGCAACUUCACAGACGGCACAUUGGUUCAACAUCAGGAAUGGGAUGGGAAGGAAAGCACAAUCACAAGAAAAUUGGAAAAUGGGAAAUUAGUGGUGGAAUGCGUCAUGAAUAAUGUCACCUGUACUCGGGUCUAUGAAAAAGUAGAGUAAAAAUUCCAUCAUCAUUGUGGACAGGAAUUAGCUGUGAGGAUGAACAAGCUCAGUUCAAUGAGCAAAUCUCCAUACUGCU